UAGUGCUGGAGCGCAAUGGCGGUGUGCCGGGGAUCCGCUUCAAGAUGGUGCUUCACCCGGGAUCAGCUUGAAACCACGCCGUCCCGCCGCAGUGGAGUGGAACCGGACAGGGAGCUGUCGUAUAGACAGCAGGCGGCUAACCUCAUUCAAGAUAUGGGCCAGAGACUGAACGUCUCCCAACUUACAAUUAACACUGCAAUUGUUUACAUGCAUAGAUUUUAUAUGUACCAUUCUUUCACAAAGUUCCACAGAAAUACAAUUUCUCCAACCACCUUAUUCUUGGCUGCAAAGGUUGAGGAGCAACCUCGGAAACUUGAACAUGUAAUUAAAGUGGCACAUGCCUGCCUAAACCCUCAAGAAGCCCCGCUAGAUACAAAGAGUAAUGCAUACCUCCAGCAAGCUCAAGAGCUGGUGAUACUUGAAACCAUAGUGCUGCAGACAUUAGGGUUUGAAAUAACAAUUGAGCAUCCGCAUACUGAUGUUGUGAAAUGUUCCCAGCUAGUGCGAGCAAGCAAGGAUUUGGCACAGACUUCCUAUUUCAUGGCUACCAACAGCCUGCACCUCACCACGUUCUGCCUGCAGCACAAGCCCACGGUCAUAGCCUGCGUGUGCAUUCACCUGGCGUGCAAGUGGUCCAACUGGGAGAUCCCCGUCUCCACGGACGGAAAGCACUGGUGGGAGUACGUGGACCCCUCCGUCACGCUGGAGCUGCUCGACGAACUGACGCACGAGUUCCUGCAGAUUCUGGAGAAGACGCCGAGCAGAUUGAAAAGAAUACGGAACUGGAGGGCCACACAAGCGGCCAAGAAGCCCAAAGGCGACGGGCAGUCGACGGACAGCAUGUAUCCCGGGCCCUCGUUGUUGCAUGACUAUUCCACGUCGGACAGCAUUCCCGGGGUUUCGGCCAGCGCGGCGUUCCCAAAGGCGGCCUCCUCCGCCUUCCCCGUGGGCCUGUCGCUGGACAGCCUGGGCAGCGCGCAGGGCAUCCCCUACACCUUCACGGCCCCCAGCGACUGGCCCCAGGAGGCCCCUGCCGCCCACAGCGCCGACUUCCCCCAGGCCAAGCAGGACCACAAGGCGGGGGCCCCUGGGGCCAAGCACCAGGCCCCCGUCUUCUUCCCCCCUCCCGUGGCCCCCUCCCAGAAACUGUCUCUGGACAAGUACAGGGAGAAGCAGGCGACUGAACUGGCCGCGCAGAAACGCAGGCAGGACCAGGGCCCGGAGGCGGACCCCAGGGACGCGUACCCGCCCUCCACCCUGACGGACCCUGCCCCUCACCGCAGGAAGCCCCAUGCCCACCCUCAGCAGGCCCCCGGCUGCAGCUCCACCCCCACCGCCUCCCCCCACAAGACUAAGGCUGCCCUGCAGGGCGGGGAGAGGCGGGACAAAGCCAACGCCCUGAAGCUGCGCAUCCCGGUCCCAGCGGCCGACCGGGACGAGCUGAAGAUGAAGGUGAAGCUGUCUUCCUCGGAGCGACACAGCUCCUCAGACGAGGGCGGGGCCAGGAGCAAACAUUCCAGCCCCCUGGUGGCCAGCAAGGAGAAGCACAGGGAGCACUCCUCGCACCGGCACCAAAAACACGGACACGGGCACCCGCACCAGCACAGCGGGAACGGGAGAGGGGCCCCCGACGGGCCCUCGGCGGGAGCGGCCCUCAGGAGCCCGGUAGGUUGUAGCAGCGAGGCCGGGGGCCCGGGCGGAGGCUCUUCUUCCUCCUCCCGGAAGAGGGGGCACCCCGACGCCAGUCACAACCACCACUCCAAAUCAAGCAAAAGUUCCAAAAGCGCAGGUAGUGCCUCUCAUUGUUCCUCUGUAAAGCAGUGUGUGUCCUCUGGCAGGUGUGAUCUUAACCUACCCUUCCCCCCUCCUCCCCCUGUCACACACCAGGGCUACGGACCUCUCAGCCGCCUAGUGAAACUGGACAGGAGGCCAGCGGAGAGCCGCGGCCCUGAGGGCGCGGGCGGCCAGCACUCGGACUACAGAGACACGUUUCACACGCGCGGUUCGCUGUUCAGUGUCCACGGAAUGCACUCGUAGGUCCAGGACCCAUGCGCGGAUAGCGACGCAAAAUCAGGCGGGGGAGAGGGGGGCGGGGUUAACCGUAGGUCAAGUUAAAUAAGAAAGGAAAAAACACAGAACGGACAAAAAACAUAACUGCCGUACCGCUGGUUAUCGCCCCUCUAUCCAUGAUUGCUGCUUCGUCCUUCGUUCUCUGGGGUGGGGUGGGGGUACAUUAAUCUCCACACAAAAAAGUAGUAUUAUAAAUACUGUAAAGGCAUGAAAGGUGCAAUUUCUUUUUUUUUUUCUUUUUUUUUUUUUCUUUUCAAAUUUAAGAAUAUAUAUUAUUUAAACAGUAUUUCAGCGUCUGGAAACUUCCCACAAGAGUGGCCGCUUCCAAUCAUUCACGGUGCCUUGCACUGCCGAACGCACGGGUCAAACACUGCAGCCAUGAAAAUGGAUUUUCAGUUGCGUAGUUUGUCUUUUUUUUUUGUUUUGUUUAAGUAUAUAUAACUUUAUACUGUCUGUAUUAUUUGCAUGUUUCAAUCACAAAGGGAAAAAACAGGAGACUGACAACUGUUUACAGAAAGUGGAGCAAAAUGUACAUACAUUUUUGUAUGUGAACUAUACUAUAAAUACUCAGGUUUGGAGCUGCUUGUACGUAUAACAGAAUUAUAUAUAUAUAUAUCUAUAUAUAGAAAAGACUAUUGUCACAUGGUGUGAGAGUCUGUUGGUGAUUGGUUUGCAGCAUUCCAGCAGGGUGACUAGCCUGCCCAGGCGGCUUGUAGGGCCCAUUUUGUUUUGGGCAAUCCAGACUCUACCAAACGAUUCCAGUCUCUACCAAACGAUCACUUGGCUUGGCUUGAGGUCACGCCAUUUCUACAAUAUCAGUGACCUCCCGAGACCUUGAGCUGAAUGCCAAAGGCUGUGCCUCAGUUUGAAAUUUGGACAGUUAUAGGACUAUAAAGUUUACAUAAUCUUUGCUGUGAAGUGCAUUUAAAAAAAAUCUUUCUUGGCUUGAUGCAGUAGCCUAGAUUCAAGAGCUGUAAAUCGAUGAUGAUAACAUAGCAUUGUCUUUUUGAGAAAAUGGGGUAAGAGCCAUUUUGCGCCAUACUUUGUAGGUCAGUUUCCUACAUAAUGCGAUGUUUUCAUUCCUAAUGCAGAUUAUCGUUAUAGACCGAUUUAGUCCUCAGUUGGUGUGUGCAGUUUGAAAUAAAGCCAAGAACGUACGUUCCUAAUAAUGGUAGUAAUUGUACUCCUCAAUGCAAGUUUAUGCAUAAUGCAAAUCUUGACAUCCACACGUUUCAAAUCUAUGAAUAAAUAUUAAGGUUUUAAUUUACCUUAAAA
Molecule: messenger RNA, 3345 nt
Organism: Conger conger (European conger)
Lineage: Eukaryota; Metazoa; Chordata; Actinopteri; Anguilliformes; Congridae
Product: cyclin-T2-like
Exons: 9
Coding region: 16-2037 (673 amino acids)
Biological process (GO): regulation of transcription by RNA polymerase II; proteolysis; positive regulation of DNA-templated transcription, elongation
Cellular component (GO): nucleus; cyclin/CDK positive transcription elongation factor complex
Molecular function (GO): cyclin-dependent protein serine/threonine kinase activator activity; serine-type endopeptidase activity; ATP-dependent peptidase activity
Source: RefSeq, a predicted model, not a curated record